Molecule: messenger RNA, 924 nt
Organism: Penicillium taxi
Lineage: Eukaryota; Fungi; Ascomycota; Eurotiomycetes; Eurotiales; Aspergillaceae
Product: shikimate dehydrogenase family protein
Exons: 1
Coding region: 1-924 (307 amino acids)
Biological process (GO): shikimate metabolic process; chorismate biosynthetic process
Molecular function (GO): shikimate 3-dehydrogenase (NADP+) activity
Source: RefSeq, a predicted model, not a curated record
AUGACUGAACAACAAGAAGGAAACACCCUCCAUCUACUGGGAAUUGGAGUCACCCACUCAAUUGCUCCUCAAAUGCACAAUCACAUUGCCAAGUCUCUCGGUCUAUCAUGGACCUUCUACUCAACUGAAUGCGCAAGCACUGAAGACUUACUCGCUAUAGGCAAGAGGUCCACCACUGCCGGACUGGUAAUCACAAUGCCAUACAAAAAUACAGUCAUGCCGCUUCUGGAUAGACUAGACGAGCUUGCGACUAUCAUCGGUGCUUGUAAUAACGUCUACUACCGAGAUGGAAACCCACGACGCCUCAUCGGUACGAAUACUGACUGGAUAGGUGUUAAGGGCUGUCUUUUGGAAAAGGGCGAUGAGAGUGAAAGACCUUCAGCUACAUCGCUAUCCAGCGCCUUGGUUAUCGGUGCUGGCGGUGCCAGUCGCGCUGCAGUUUACGCACUUACGGUUCAUCUGCACUGUCCUACUAUCUACGUCCUUAACCGGGAUGAUGCCGAAGUUGUGGCUCUCAUUCACGACUCGCAGCGAUUGCCUAGUGUUCCCAAGAUCAUUCAUGUCAAGUGUCUUGAGCAGGCGAAGGAACUGUCUACUCCUUACUAUAUUGUUGGCACGGUGCCUGAUUUCGAGCCAUCCACGGAAUCAGAGAAGAUCGUUCGCUCUGUAUUGGAGCUUUUCCUUUCUCGACCGGAGAAGGGUGUCUUGCAUGACAUGUGCUUCAAGCCAAGGCGGACAAGAACUAUUAAGUUGGCUGAGCAGCUUGGUUGGCCGACUGUGGAGGGAACGCAUGUUAUUGGCUACCAGAUUGAGAAGCAAUGGCGUCUUUGGGCUGGAGAGGAAGCUGUUAAGAAGUUGGAUAAGGAAGGUGCUUGGAAUGUUUUGUUGCAAGCUGCAGAAGAAAGCACAGCAAUCAACUUCUAG